AUGACAGCGGAGGAGGUCUACAUUGUAUCGGCAGUGCGCACGCCGGUCGGUGCAUUCCAGGGCGCGCUCAAGACGCAGACGGCCGUCGACCUAGGCACGGUAGCUGCACAGGCGGCGAUCGACCGCGCGCAGGUGGCCCCGGAGGACAUUGACGAGGCGUAUCUGGGCUGUGUGCUGCAGGCGGGCCUGGGACAGGCGCCCGCGCGCCAGGUCGUGCUGCGCGCGGGGUGCCCUGCAUCGACGGAGGCCACGACCGUGAACAAAGUAUGUGCGUCGGGCGCCAAGGCGCUCGCUCUGGGUGCGCAGAGCAUCCGCCUGGGCGAGAGCCGCGUCGUGCUGGUCGGCGGCAUGGAAAGCAUGAGCCAGGCCCCGUAUUACAUGCGGCGCGGCAGCCUCGUAUAUGGCGACGUUUCGGCCCAGGACGGCGUGCUGCGCGACGGCCUCUCGGACGGACUGAGCGGCCGGCACAUGGGCGAGUGUGCGGACGAGACGGCGCAGAAGCACGGCUUCUCGCGCACGGACCAGGACGACUUCGCGGUUACCUCGUACGAGCGCGCUAUCGCCGCCUGGGAGGCACACGCGUUUGACCAGGAGGUGGUGCCAGUCACCAUCCAUGGCAAGAAGGGGGACACGGUCGUCCGCGAGGACGAGGAACACCACCGCUUCCAGCCUGAAAAAAUGCGGUCGCUGCGCCCGGCCUUUGGCAAGGAGGGCACGGUGACAGCGGCCAAUGCAAGCUCGCUGAAUGAUGGCGCCAGCGCGCUCGUCCUCGCGAGCGGCGCCGAGGUGCAGAAGCGCGGCUGGAAGCCGCUCGCGCGCGUGCUGGGCACGGCCGACGCUGCAGCGGCGCCGGAGGACUUUCCGACGGCGCCCGCGCUCGCCAUCCCCAAGGCGCUGGCGCGCGCGAACGUCGCGCUGGACGAUGUGGCGCUCUUUGAAAUCAACGAGGCAUUUGCCGUCGUGCCCCUCGCGAACGCGCGGAUCCUCGGCAUUGACCUCGCCAAGGUGAACACGCUGGGCGGCGGUGUCUCGCUCGGCCACCCGAUCGGCAGCUCUGGCGCGCGCAUCGUCGUGACCCUUGUGCACGCGCUCCGCGCUGGGCAAAUCGGCGUCGCGGGCAUUUGCAACGGCGGCGGCGGCGCAUCGGCCGUGGUAGUGCAGCGUAUGUAG
Molecule: messenger RNA, 1170 nt
Organism: Malassezia sympodialis ATCC 42132
Lineage: Eukaryota; Fungi; Basidiomycota; Malasseziomycetes; Malasseziales; Malasseziaceae
Gene: ERG10
Product: thiolase family protein
Biological process (GO): fatty acid beta-oxidation
Cellular component (GO): mitochondrion
Molecular function (GO): acetyl-CoA C-acetyltransferase activity
Source: RefSeq, a predicted model, not a curated record